AUGGUGUCCUGCGAUUAUGAUGAAUUUGGUCGAGAUGAGUUUAGUUUUGGGAAUAGAGGGGUUCCAAAUGGGGCUGAUCGUGAAGGGCCGGUGCUCUCGAAGCUCGGUUCGAGCUCCACGGCUGAGCUUCACCCAAAGACUGGUGCUCAUGAAGCUAAGCCAACAGCAAUGCCACCUACUAGUGUCAUGACCAGACUCAUUCUCAUAAUGGUGUGGCGAAAACUCAUCAGAAAUCCCAACACUUACUCCAGCCUUUUUGGCAUUACCUGGUCUUUAGUCUCUUACAAGUGGGGUAUUCAGAUGCCUGCUAUAAUAGCCAAAUCGAUAUCUAUUCUGUCUGAUGCUGGUCUUGGAAUGGCUAUGUUUAGUCUUGGUUUGUUCAUGGCAUUACAGCCUAAAAUCAUUGUAUGUGGCAACUCGAUUGCGGCCUUUUCCAUGGCUAUUCGAUUUGUCACAGGUCCUGCGGUCAUGGCUGCUGCCUCAAUCGCUGUUGGACUACGUGGUGUUCUGUUGCACAUUGGAAUUGUUCAGGUACAAUAA
This is a messenger RNA of Ilex paraguariensis (yerba mate), 540 nucleotides long. The record is from the annotation of a GenBank genome assembly. Lineage: Eukaryota; Viridiplantae; Streptophyta; Magnoliopsida; Aquifoliales; Aquifoliaceae.